Meleagris gallopavo (turkey) is the source of this 567-nucleotide messenger RNA. The record is from RefSeq and is a predicted model, not a curated record. Lineage: Eukaryota; Metazoa; Chordata; Aves; Galliformes; Phasianidae.
ACCAGCCCCACAGACUCCAGCACCGCGACUUCUGCCAGCCCCACAGCAACCACAACAAUCACCAACAACCCCACAACCUCCACUGCAACCACCCGACCCACAACCACCUCCACAACCGCCAGCCCCACAACAACCAGCCCCACAACCACCCCCAUCCCAACCACCAGCCCCACAACUACCGACAUCCCAAACACCACCAGCCCCACAGCCCCCACUAACAGCCCCACAACCACCCCCAUCCCAACCACAACCACCACCAGCCCCACAACCACCCUCAUCCCAACCACCCACCCCACAACCACCUCUACCUCCACCACCGCCAGCCCCACAACCCCAACUACGACCACCUCCAGCCCCACAACCACCCCCACCACCAGCCCCACAACUACAGACAUCCCAACCACCUCCAGCCCCACAACCUCCCCCAUCCCAACCACAACCUCCUCCAGCCCCACAACCCCAGUAACUCACCCCACAACGACCCCCACUCCAACAACCAGCCCCACAACCCCCAUCACCACCACCGCCAGCCCCACAACAACCAGCCCCACAACCACCACCACCAGC